This is a messenger RNA of Thunnus maccoyii (southern bluefin tuna), 609 nucleotides long. RefSeq names its product centromere protein W (gene cenpw). The record is from RefSeq and is a predicted model, not a curated record. Lineage: Eukaryota; Metazoa; Chordata; Actinopteri; Scombriformes; Scombridae. Gene Ontology annotation, cellular component: kinetochore; nucleoplasm. Gene Ontology annotation, molecular function: DNA binding; protein heterodimerization activity. Gene Ontology annotation, biological process: kinetochore assembly; mitotic cell cycle; chromosome segregation. Bases 98 to 325 code for a protein of 75 amino acids. The transcript is spliced from 3 exons.
GGAAACACCCGAAGAAGAAGCAGUUGCACCGGAAGCAGGAGAAGCGGGAGAUUGAAAAACAUAAACAUCAUUUUUGGCCACACGAACAUUUGUCGAAAUGCUUGUUAAGGCACCAAAAUUGAAGAGUACCAUCAAAUCGAAAACGAAAGGCAACGUUAACGUGAGGCCGGCGUCGGAGGCUAUGAUUGAACUAGUGACGCUGCUGUUCCUCAACAGUCUGGCCGAGGAGGCGAAGGCCAAAGCUUUUGAAGAAAAAUCUGCAACGAUCAGAGCUCACCACGUCAAAGCAGUUUCCAAGAAAUUGCUGAAAAAAGCUAGAGGAUGAAAACCAUGGAGUGUCAUCGUUGUAUUUAUGAUCAUCUUUCUGAACGUGGUUGGACGGCAGCAGCUGUAUUGCUCUUCUGACUUUUUUUUGUGUUUUAUUCUAUUCUUUGUGCAAGCAAAUUUCCUCCUAUCUGUUUUCCUGUCUUAAAACGUUUGAUGUAUUUUAUUUUAAUUUGUAUUUUAUGAAUUUCUUGUAAAUCUAAUUUCCAACUCAUGAUAUCAAAUUUAGGCUUUUUUAUGUCUGUUUUGUCAUUUUCAGUCCAAUUAAAAGAUUGAUGGCUUUUC